Messenger RNA from Trichobilharzia regenti, 807 nucleotides. Lineage: Eukaryota; Metazoa; Platyhelminthes; Trematoda; Strigeidida; Schistosomatidae. The record is from the annotation of a GenBank genome assembly.
AUGGAUAAGAUAUUGCGUCUUGUUUCUCAACGUUCAAAAACAUCAAUUGACAGUGAAGAUAAUGAAAAGCCAGCUGCAUAUCAACCACCAGCUGCAAUAUCAUCCAAAGAAACAAAUGAUAACUCCACUGAUCCGCCUAAUCCAACUCGAGAUCCACAUGUUAUACAAGAAUUAAUCAAUAGUGUUGACAGUGUCUAUUAUUCAUUGGCAUUCGACUCUGGAAAGUAUGAAAUUGAAAAUGUUGCCGGUCCUAAUUGUCGUGAAUUAGCUAAACUGAAGUUACGCCUUUUAGCAUUAGAUCGUCAAAAUAAAGCUGUCUCAAGACGUGUUUCUGAAUUAGUUCUAGAGAAACAUCCACGUUAUGAAGCUGAAUUGAAAGGUGUACUAUCUCUACAAUCGGAUAACUGGGAAACUCUGUGUAUGUGUCGACAAAUCAGAAGUUCAUUAAAACAAGCUGAUGAAUCCUUAGUCAUAUCUCGAUUAAUUGUACUACGUAAUUAUCGUAGACAAAUAAGAUUACAACAAACAUUAAAUGUUUUAUUUCAACUACGGAAUUUACAGAAUAACGUUCAUAAACUCGAUACACUCAUUAAGCAAGGUGAAUUUUACGAUGCUAUUCGGUUAUAUCGUGAAAGCCUUGUCCUACUGGAGGAUUUUCGUUCCUACCGAUGCAUCGAACCAAUUCACGUCAAACUGAAAGCAUCGAACUGCGUAUUGAUGAGAAAUUGGAUUCAGAGUUACAACGAAGCUGUGAACAUUUCGAUGAUAAAGCAUAUUCAACUGUACAACGUGCUUUUGAACUUCUAG